GCUCUGGCGGGCGGUGCGGGCAGUGCCCCGUGCCCGCCUUUCCCUCCCAGUGUCGCUGUCCCCGCCGUGUCCCCCUUUCCAUUCCCUGACCGCCUUUCGCAGCGUGCCCGCCGUUCCCUACUGGGGCCGCUAUCGCCACCGUGGCCGCCGUUCUCUCCCCUGGCCCCCUUUCCCACCGUGUUCGCCUUUCCCUCCUGGUGCCGCUAUCCUCCCCUGCCCCCCUUUGCCAUUUCUGCCGCUUUCUCCGCCGUGCCCGCUUUUCCCCCCGGUGCUGCCAUGGCGUGCCCACCCUGCGGGUCCCUGCUCGACUACAAGACCGCCAAGUUCUCGGUGACGCGGAACCGGCGGGUGGGGCUGCUGCACCGGCUGCUGCAGCUGAGCACGCUUGGCUACCUGCUGGGGUGGGUGCUGCUGCUGCAGAAGGGGUACCAGGAGCGCGACGCGGCCCCGCAUGUCGCCGUGGUCACCAAGGUGAAGGGGGCGGCGGCCGCCGAGGCCGCGGGCCGGCGGCUCUGGGACGCUGCGGAUCUCACCUGGCCCCCGCAGGGAGAAAAUGUGCUUUUCCUGGUGACCCAUUUCACUGCCACAAUCCAGCAAGCCCAAGGCACCUGCCCCGAGAGCCCCUCUGUCCUCGACGGGAUGUGCACAGAAGAUGCAGAUUGUCCCAUGGGAAACCCUGUGGUUCAUGGCAACGGGAUAAAAACUGGGAAAUGUUUGAUGUUCAAUGCCACACAUUCCACCUGUGAAAUCUAUGGCUGGUGCCCUGUGGAGAAUGACACCCUGGCCAGGAAACCUCUUCUGGCCGAGGCAGAGCAUUUCACUAUUUUUAUAAAAAAUACUGUCCACUUCACCAAAUUUAACUUCUCCAGGUGCAACACUUUACAAACCACUGACCCCAGCUAUUUCAAGAGCUGCACAUAUGAUCCAGUCUUCAACCCCUCCUGCCCUGUGUUCCGUGUCCGUGACAUGGUGGAAGCAGCAGGAAAGAGUUUUGGAGACCUCGCACUCCUGGGGGGAAGCAUCAGAAUUCUUAUCGAGUGGAACUGCGACCUGGACCACCCUGCUACCCAGUGCCAGCCACAGUAUUCCUUCAGGCUGCAGGACACAAUGUACAAUUUCAGAACUGCCUCCUACUAUUGGGGCUCGCAGCGGCAGCUCUACCGGAACCUGCUGAAGCUCUAUGGGAUCCACUUUGACAUCUCUGUGCACGGCCAGGUGAUAUUGUCAGCCCUGGCUGAAACAACUCCUCUGUAAAAAGCAGGGGAUGGGACUUGUUACCCCCACUGCAGCUAUAGACUGGGGCAGAAGGUCCUUCCUCAGCCCCUGAAUGGACUUCAGCACUGUGAACAUGGGGGUGAUGCCCAUUUUAUGCAGCUCGUGCCCACUGCCGGAUGAGGCCCCAUCAGAGGCAAAGGAGGUCAAAAAGAAUCUUCCUGAAAAACAAAGCACUCUGCCAGUAAGUCCCCAAUGUAGCAAAGUUGUGCUGGGGGAGCUGCCAGUCUCACCCAGCAUGGAGAAUAUGACAGAGAGCUUGGGGAAAACACACAGUUCCAGGGAAUGCCACCCUGUGGUAUCCCAGAGUCCCCUGGCACUCCAGCUGGGUCCCCUGGGGAGCUGCCAAAGCUAAGUCCAACUAUCCCACCAGCAGGACACUGGACACAAAGCCAGAUCUUUGUGGGUAGUGGGCCAAGGUGAGGCAGCACCUGGGCAGCUGCCUCCACCUGGGCAGUGCCCACAGCCCUAGGCCACUCUAGAAGAGCCCUGCCUGGGGCACCAGGAUCUGAGCAGCCCCAGCCACUCCUGCCCUCAGAGGAGGACCUGGGGACAGGAACAUUGACAUUUGUCUUUUGGAACCAAAGAUGAGAUUGGCAAGUUCCCAUCGCUUUGUGGAUCCAGCAGACCCGCAAUGGUCCCUGUUCAUCACAGUGCGCUGGAGUGCGCACAUCCUGCUACCAUCCCUCCUGGUCAUUCCAUCUGGGAAAAACUUUGCAGUGAAAGCAGGAGAGACCAACCAGAGAUGUGAUAGACACUGUGCAUUUCUACCCAGCUGAGAUUUGAAAGACUGGAAAUCUGGGUGAGCUGGACAGAGGUGGGAAGUCUCCAGAGAAGAGAUAUCUGAACAACUCGGCCAACAUGCAGAGGUGACCCAAGGUCUUGGAAGGAAUCAGAAAUGACCCAGACCCCAAGAAUAGUAUUGCUUUAAUUCAGAGGGGGUGAAUCAAAUUAAAAAUAUAAAUCCUCUUGUUUGGAACUCAGGGUAAAACACUGAUUGCUGGAGAAGGACUCACCCCCAGAAAAAAGCACUGGAGUCUCUCCAAGGGGGACCCUCAACCCCCACUCUGCUGGGCUGAUGGACACCGGGCUGUGGCUGGCCAGGUCCACUCCUGAGCUGGAGACAUGGCUCAUCUUCAGCAUGGGGCAGGAAACAGGACAGCAGAGCACUGGCAUGGUGGGUUGGGAAAUGCAGCCUUGUCACUAUGCUGGACAAGUGCCAGAGAAUGGACAGUCAGAAAUGCUCCCCCACCUACUUUUCCUUGAAUAACACCCUAGCAACAGCACUGAUCCCAUGAUAGCAUUAAGGAGAGAUAUCCCAAGUCUGGCUGGAAGGGUGGCCACCCAACCCAGGGCUGCAGCUGAGCCAUCACAGCUCUAAGGUACCUUUACUAAGCACUCCAGGAACAGGCCAAAAGCUACCAGUGCCCUAGCCAAAACUGAGCCCUGGGAAACAGGGAACACACCCCAGCCCCUGGACUGCUCCAGGACAGGAGAUGCUGGGAUGGGGAUUGAUGAGCUCCAGAGCUCUCAGCAUGGACAGGGACCCACCUCUGCUGGUAGGGCUGCACAGGACCAGCCUGCACAACACAAGCACCAGCUGCACAGAGAUCACCCAGUGUAACCCCAUCUCCUGGCCCACCCAGAUGCCCUCUGGGGUGGGUGGGCACAGAGAGAGCUGUGGCAAAUGCUGCAGCCAUGCAGGAAGGGAGCAGAUGUCAGGCUCCACAGGGAUGCACAUUGGAGCUCUGCAGGAA
Molecule: messenger RNA, 3029 nt
Organism: Catharus ustulatus (Swainson's thrush)
Lineage: Eukaryota; Metazoa; Chordata; Aves; Passeriformes; Turdidae
Gene: P2RX6
Product: purinergic receptor P2X 6
Exons: 10
Coding region: 277-1254 (325 amino acids)
Biological process (GO): monoatomic cation transmembrane transport; response to ATP
Cellular component (GO): plasma membrane; nuclear inner membrane
Molecular function (GO): purinergic nucleotide receptor activity; ATP binding; extracellularly ATP-gated monoatomic cation channel activity
Source: RefSeq, a predicted model, not a curated record